UUAAAUAGUUGGAUAGAGCAGAGAGGGUGUGCCACAUAUUUACAUACUAAACCUAGUCAAAGCUAACACAUAAACCUGGAGCUAAACAUAGAGAAAUAAACAAACCUUGACCAAGGUGUGAACCUAGUUAGACCUGGAGCUGAAUCUAUCCCAGAUAUGGGUUCGGAGGACUAUCGGGGUUUAGAUUACUCCGAAGAAUAUCAGUACGACCCGGAGAACAAGGAGAACAAUAUCUUCUCCUCGGCUAUGAUGAGCAAGGAAGGAGAUGAACUAUGGGAUGUACCGGUGGUAGUGUACUGUGUGUGGACUCUAGUACUAUUUAUCUCCUCUCUAAUAGUACUCUCCUGUCUCAGUAGAGAAACUAAGAAGUUCAACAAGAGAAUCCUCCGAGGAGAUUGCAAGUUGAAUAUUGUUUCUGAUGUCCCUGUUCUGGAAAAUCUUCUCUCAAGAUAUGUGCGUAGUAAACUGGGACUAGGAGUUCUCCAAACCCUGGCAAACUCAUUCGAUAAGAACAGAACUGAUAUUGACGAGAACAUCAGAUUGGAUAUACAGAGAUGGUUUACAUCCAGGAAAUCUGAGCUAAAAGGAAUGAACUACGAUGAUAAACAAAUCAGAAAAAUUAUUCUCAGCGCUAUCAGAUCUGGUUUGACCAAGAACCCUCUGGAUCUCCGGGGUAGCCGACUAGCUCUAGAGGGAGCUAAAGUAUUCCUUGAACUAGAGAAUAUGAAGGAGAAUGUAUCCUUCCUUCAAACUUCUCUCUCCGUUCCUAAACCUCGUGGUGAAACUACUAACGGAGAGAGAACGGUUUGUCCGACUAUUGCCUGUGAUUGGGUAGCUUCAAAAACGUUGAAAUUUCUCAGUUGCCUGAUUUCCCACCCUAACACAACCCCCUUGCUCUUCAUCCUCUUCUCAUUCGCUGUCUGGUUGUUCGACACUGUCUCUGAUAUGGCGAUCAUUGAUAAGUUCUGGAACUUUCGUCUUCCAAUUCUGUAUCCUAAGAAUGAUUCGGAAAUGAGGGAAAUAACUUAUUUAAGUUAUCAGACUCUCACCAUAGAUUUGUAUGCUCCUCUUCUUCUUCUCUUCCUUCUCUUCUCACUCCUGUUCACACUUCUAUCCUGCUCCUGCUCCAGGUUAAGUGACAAGUACAGAGUUGCUUGUGAGUACGCUAAACCUGAGAGAGAGAUACCAGGUUCACAUGAUCAGGAUCCAACCACAAUACUUUCCAGGUAUGAUUUUAAUAUUGCAAGCGCUACAACCUCUUCUCUACCUCAGUUCUCUAUUCAGUUCUCCGCGUACAUAAUUAUACUGUACAUGUUGGAAACCUUGAAGGGUUUAAGUAUUGAUCAGGCCACAAAAGAACAGAUCGGAGGCAAGAUUGAAGAAUUCAGUUUUGUCUCUCUCUGGUUCUCUGGUAUAGGGAGUGCUUUAGCUCUGAUAGUUGCACAAUACUCAGCUUUUAAGAUUCAACACGAACACUCCCUUACUCUCUCACAGAGGUUGGUCUCCUGGCAGUUUACCGUGGUAUCAAUUAGAACUGAAUUGAUGUGAUACGUCGUGGGACUGGGUUUGGAGAAGACGGAGGAACAGGGUCAGAUUUGCUCAAUUAACAUGUUAUAAAUUUGGUUCUUGAUUUGAGACAAUAGGCAGAA
Eurytemora carolleeae is the source of this 1649-nucleotide messenger RNA. RefSeq lists its product as uncharacterized. The coding region runs from base 157 to 1548 and encodes 463 amino acids. The record is from RefSeq and is a predicted model, not a curated record. NCBI's taxonomy places the organism in Eukaryota, Metazoa, Arthropoda, Copepoda, Calanoida, Temoridae. The transcript has 13 exons.